Colius striatus (speckled mousebird) is the source of this 1795-nucleotide messenger RNA. RefSeq names its product SLAM family member 9-like. Bases 11 to 1048 code for a protein of 345 amino acids. The transcript is spliced from 7 exons. The record is from RefSeq and is a predicted model, not a curated record. NCBI's taxonomy places the organism in Eukaryota, Metazoa, Chordata, Aves, Coliiformes, Coliidae.
GAGGAGAGAAAUGGAGGGGGAAUUGGGCAGGAUCAAAGGCCGCCUGCCCUCGCUGCUCUUGGCGUUGCUCGGCCUCGGGCCAGAGCUACUCUUUGGCCAAGCUCGAGCUCAGCCCCAGCAAGUGAACGGUGUCCUGGGGGGGUCUGUGUUGCUCUCCCCAACUCUCCCCCCCAACAAGACAGUGAAGGAGAUCGAGUGGAGCUUUGCAGGCGGUGCUGGUGCCACCAUUCAAGUGGCAGAGUUUGGCCCAGGUGGCUUUGAGAGGCCUGACCCCAAGGAUCGCUUCAAGGAGAGACUGGAGAUGCUGAACCAGACGGUGCUGAGGAUCAGGGCCCUGGAACGAGGGGACAGUGGGGUCUACGGGGCUCGGCUCAAGCUGCACCCAGCACUGGUGGAGGAUCAGGCCUUCAACCUCUCUGUCUACGAGUCAGUGCCAAGUCCAAGGACCCGCAGCCAACUCUUGGCCAGCACCUUGGAGUGGUGCAACCUGACCUUGCAGUGCCAGGGUGCUGGCAAAGGAGCUGUGAAUGUCACUUGGAAGAGGGACAACAUCAUCAGGGACCUGACCUCUGACAGCCACCAGCUCUCAUCGGAUGGGACCACCCUAAGAGUGGCCCUGCCCCCCACUGCUGCCAACGUCACCUACACCUGCACUGUCAGCAACCCUGCUGACCAAAAAGUUGUCCUCUUUGACCUACAAGCCAUCUGCCAAAGUGGAGGGAGUCAGACCUCCUUCUCAAAGUCAGGCUACAUCGUCCUGACCCUCAUCCUGCUGGCAGUGAGCUUGGGGGGAGCUUUCUGGUGCUGGCGAAUGAACAGUGAGAAGGCUGCAGACCCAGCUGCCACCCCCACGGUGCCCGCUGAGGAGAGUCCUUCUGACCCCCAGUAUGCUGAGAUCGUGCGUCGCAGCCCCCCGGAAGGUAAUGAUCAGGGCCUGGGUCACCCCGAGAAUAAGCAGGAGCAGGGUUCAGCUCAGAAAGCACCGGUGAGCACCGUGUACGAGCAGAUCCGACGAGCGCCAGAGGACACGGCCGAGGAGGUGACGUAGCGCUCAGGCAGCCGUAGAGCCGGAGGAGUUGCCGCAAGGGCUGUGACAGUGCGUUGUGCCAAACCCGCCCCCUCCAGCCCCCGUCGCGACUCCGGCCGUGGCAGGGACCAUCCCACGGCCACAGCCGGGCGGACACUUUGCCCUUCUCCCCCCACCCUCUCUCCAUCUCCAUCCUCCUCCCUCAACGUCCCACCUCCGGUUUCUCUCCAAACCUCCUUUGUCUGACGCCCUCUGAGAGUGUUUUGGGGAGCGGGAGCCCGGGCUGAGGCAGAGACAAAGGGUGGGGAAGGUUUGGGGGGAACCCUCCGUGGUCCUCGGGAUGCUCCGGGAUGGGGGAACCCCGGCGUUCAACUCCCACGGGCUUGGCUGGGGGCAUCAGGGAGGGCAAGGAGCACAUCCUAGUGCCAGCCAGUGCAGGAUGAGACCCCCCUGGGGCAGAUUGAACCCACCCUUGCUCCUUGCAGCCCUCCCCACUUCCCCUGGGGCUUCACAAGGAUCUUCCGUGGGGAGAUGCCCACUCGAGGUGCUGCCACAGAGACAUGGAGGGGACACACACAUAUACACACAGAGGGAUGCAGAAGGGACAGUUGCCCAUGGAGACCCACAGAGAAGCUCCCCCCAUCCCCUUCCCCACCCCCCUAAAAUCCCACUCCCAUACACGGAGGAGGUGUCUCGCUGCCUGCACGUCCAGCACCCACUGCCACGGGGCCCCUCGCUCGGCCAAAGCUCCCGCCGUUGUGAACCAAA